Cuscuta campestris is the source of this 2499-nucleotide messenger RNA. NCBI's taxonomy places the organism in Eukaryota, Viridiplantae, Streptophyta, Magnoliopsida, Solanales, Convolvulaceae. The record is from the annotation of a GenBank genome assembly.
AAUUUUUUGCACUUUUCUCCGUAGGAUUGGAUUCUCAUCCCCAAGCAAAUCAAAACCCUUGAUUAAUGAAGUCAAAAUCAUCACGACGGCGUUCUGGAGCUGAUGGAUCCAGCUUGAAAUCAACAAGAAAGACGAAAAAGCCCAAAAAUAUGGGUUGGGAGGAACAUCCAGAUUCUGAUGUUGAUUCUAGUCCCCAUAGCUCCAUUUCGGAUGGUUGGUCUCCUGAUUCACCCUGCUAUCCUGAACAAAAGGCAUCUCAAGAGGAUAUCGAGCGCCAAAACACUAAAUCUGCUAUGCAUGCAUUAGCAUACUACAACAAGAAACAUUGCACUAACUACAAGCUUGUAGAGGCUCUGUGGAGCAAUGGCCAUUUGCACAAUGGACUCUGGAUUCAUUGCAGCUUUAAAGCUAAGCCAGAUAUUCAUUCCAAUGGGGAAAGUAAUGUGAAAGUAUCACCCAAGCUCUUCUUUGCUGAACUUUGUCAAUCAGGACCUUGUGUUUGGAAGGCCACUACUUGUCGUGUUUUAGAUGGUGCUAAAACCAAAAGUGGUUGUCUGUUGUGCAAAGAAGGGGAACAUCCCACCCAUGGGUUCAGGAAUGGGCUUCACGAGUAUAAACCACGCCCUCUACGCCCUCGUUCUGGCAAGUACAGGUUUGUGUAGUUGUCCUUUAAAGAUUUAAAAAGCUGUUUUAAUACAUUGUAAAGUUGUUUGAAAGACUACUGUAUUCAAUUCACAUUUAUAUUUAAUAAAUAAAAUUUAUUUCAAUUCCAAAAUACUGAUCAUGAAACAAAAAUAAAUUCUAAAAUGUAAAAUAUAUUGAAUAAUAUCUAAAUACAUUCAAUCAGAGUCUAAAUAACAUCCAAUAAUUUAAUAUUUACAUAAUUAAAAUCACACUCUAGUUAUCCAUUCAGCAUGCCUAAUUUAGUUAUUUGUCCCCUCAAUAACAUUUUUGAAUACAUCCCUUGCUCUAGCAACAUUUUCUUGUAAAGCAUCCACUUUAGUCCUCAAUCUGCAUACCAAUAAAUAAUUAAAAUGAAUGUUUGUUGAUAACAAGAAAGAGUUCAUAACAAAAAUGCUUGAAACUUUUUGGAGUUAUUUGCUAGCUAAAUACCUCCAAAGUAGUUCAUAUGCAUCUAUUUAACAAUUGAAGUUCAUAAUUCAUCUUAAAAAUCAAGCAAAGCUGCAAAUUUUUCUAAAUAAAAAAUAAUUCAGUUUAGAUUUUAUUCACAAUCAACACUUAAAAUUCAAAAAUCAAUAUAUAAACACAAGUGUCAUGCUUCAAUUUGAUGAUGGUUUUCCAAACUAUGCUUAACUAGUAGGUGUUCUUAGUCUCAAGUCUCCUUUGGGGACAUUUUGUAACAUACUAUAUAAUAUGUAGGUAAUACAUAUGUCCAUAACCAUCAACCUUCAAGUUUUCAACUUUUCACUUCUUUUAAUCCAAAAGUCCAGUUAACUUAUAGUAUCUUGAUUUAGAAGCAUAUACUAUUUCCUAAUCAGUCAUAAUUCAGACUUUAGGUUUAACAAAACCUAUUGAUUGGUGAAAAGUGAGCAAUCUCUGUCCAAUUCAGCCUCGGGUUCUGGAAACAUUGAAGAACCCAUCGAUCAAAACCACAUAACAAAAAAAGAGGAAUACCUUCUUUUCUCCAAGGAAGUUUCGGAUUUCAAUUGACUUAAUUGACUUGUUUUCAUUGAUGAUGGAGGCGUUGAUGGAAAAGUGAGCGUAGACGAUGAACAUCUCGUACCGGAAGCCAUUUCAGUUUGAUGUGCAUCUUCUCCAACACAGGAUUUUUUUCUCACAAGCUUGUCAGUAUGCCAUAUUUAACUGCUUGAAUUUUUUCACAAAAAAAAAAGUUAAAACAUGUCACUUUGAAUAAUAGUAUUACUUGAAACUAAAGUUAACCUUAGCCAAACACAGAUUUUACCUCAUGGAAUUAUCAAAUACUGUAAUUCAAACAAUUUGCUCCAGAAUUGUCAUUCCCCAUCACUUUGGGGGUUAUGUCGGAAAAUAUCUAAUGGCUUUGUGCAGCAUUGAUGCGUUUUUGGGAGUAAACUGAAUAUAUGAAAUCUAGCAGGAUAGACUCACAAAUUUUGAUAACAAGUUGAGAUUAAAGUAAUUUGGGUGGAUUUUUUGUUGUUUGAAACAUACCACAAUAUCUUCAUAUUUGUAGAAGAAAUCCAACCAGACGUGCCCAGCCCCACUGUCGUAAAUUGUGGCUGGAGCAGAGAAGAUUCGGGUCGCCGUUGUUUGGGCUUGGGCGAAAUUGACGGUGGAACUCGCCGCUGCCCUGUAAUCCGUCGGGGAGGAGAAUCACUGCGCAUGGUGUCCUCGUCGCUAUUCCCACUGGCCAUCGUCGUCGUCGAUUGCUCCUUGCCGUCUGGAGGCAGCUGCCGAUUGGGGAGAAGGAGGUCGGGGAAGUCUCGCCGGAAGGACCUUCCCUCGUCGGUCUGGUGGUGUCGCUGGCCGGCGCUAUUGUAGGCAUUCUUGCCAUCGUCACCG